AUGCGCCCCUGUACCGCCUCCUCAUGCUGCUGCCAGGCCCGUAAUCUGCCAUGGGCCCCCGUACCAACUCCUCAUGCUGCUGCCAGGCCCGUAAUCUGUCAUGGGCCCCUGUACCGCCUCCUCAUGCUGCUGCCAGGUCCAGAGUGUGUCAUGGGUCCCUGUACGGCCUCCCAUUGCUGCUGUCUCCAUCGCCACACUCUGCCAUGUGCCACUUUCAGGUCUCCUCACACUGCUGGUGGUUUCCAUUUUUGUCAUAGGGUGCUGUAUGGCCUCCCAUUGCUGCUGCCUCCACCGCCACACUGUGGCUCCACACUCUGGUUUUGGCCCCGUGACUGCCCAAAUGAGUGAAGUGUGCGGUGAUUCUAAGAUCGACGGCACUCAUCUGCAUGUCAUACUGACUCUCAGUAUUAUUUCUCUUCCCCAGCAGACUCCAAGGGCAUUUAAAUUAAAGGUACAGUGUUCUGCACUAAUAUAA
Molecule: messenger RNA, 475 nt
Organism: Staurois parvus
Lineage: Eukaryota; Metazoa; Chordata; Amphibia; Anura; Ranidae
Source: the annotation of a GenBank genome assembly